AAUUCACUUAAUACCGACAUACAGACAAGAACUUAAACGUACGAAGCCGACAGUGAAAACAGUGAAAAAGUGGACCAAUGAAGCAAAGAUGGAACUUCAAAGCUGUUUAGACUGCACAGACUGGAGUGUCUUUGAAAAGUCAGCUGGCAGCUUGGAUGAAUAUAUGGACACUGUCUCAUCCAAUAUCAUUUUCUGUGAAGAUGUGCGUGUACCAACAAAGUCAUUUCGCACAUUCAAUAACAACAUGCCGUGGUUCACUGCCAAACUUAAGCAACUAAGGGACAGGGCCAUGUAUAAUCGAGCUAGAAAUCUGCUGACUAAAGAAAUUAACACUGCAAAGAGGAACUAUGCACCAAAGUUGGAAAAACAGUUUAGCGCGAACGACUCUAAAUCAGUCUGGCAUGCAUUCCAAUAGCUGACCAAUUACAAGCGACGAUCCCCCCAACCUGAGAACAAUAGCACACAAGCCAACGACUUGAAUACCUUCUACUGCAGAUUUGAAAAGGACACUUUCACACCGCACACCCACCCAGCCGCACCACCGACCGCAAUCACACCUCUGACUUCUGCGUUAACCAUCUACGAAAAGAUUAACAAAGCGGCAGGCCCGGACCAUGUGUCCCCAUCCUGCCUCAAAGUCGCGCGGACCAGUUCACUCCAGUCUUCACACAGAUCUUCAAUAGAUCUCUGGAACUGUGCGAAGUACCAUCCUGUUUCAAACACUCCACCAUCAUUCCAGUCCCCAAGAAACCUACAAUCUCGGGUCUAAAUGACUACAGGCCUGUUGCCUUGACAUCUGUGGUCAUGAAGUCCUUUGAAUGUCUCGUGCUGGACCACCUCAAGAGCGUCACAGGUCCCCUGCUGGACCCCCUGCAGUUUGCCUACCGAGCAAACAGGUCUGCGGAUGAUGCAGUCAACAUGGGACUGGACUUCAUCCUAGAACACCUCGACAGUGCAGGGACCUAUGUGAGGAUCCUGUUCGUGGACUUCAGCUCAGCAUUCAACACCAUCAUCCCUGAACUCCUUUCCUCCAAGCUUCUCCAGCUCAGCGUCUCUCCUGCCAUCUGCCAGUGGAUUUACAGCUUCCUGACGGGCAAGACACAGCAGGUGAGGCUGGGAGAGACCACCUCAUCCACACGCAGCAUCAGCACUGGGGCACCCCAAGGUUGUGUCCUCUCUCCGCUGCUCUUCUCUCUCUACAUGAAUGACUGCACCUCAACGCACCCGGCUGUCAAACUCCUGAAGUUUGCAGAUGACACCACUGUCAUCGGCCUCAUCAAGGAUGGUGACGAGUCUGCAUAUCGACAGGAAGUGGAGCGGCUGGAGCUGUGGUGUGGCCGACACAACCUGGAGCUGAACACGCUCAAGACUGUAGAGAUGAUCGUGGACUUCAGGAGGCAUCCUUUGCCACAGCUGCCCCUCACGUUGUCCAGCUGCCUUGUGUCAACCAUCGAGACCUUCAAGUUCCUGGGAAUUACAGUCUCUCAGGAUCUGAAGUGGGCAACCAACAUCAACUCCGUCCUCAAAAAGGCCCAGCAGAGGAUGUACUUCCUGCGGCUUCUGAGAAAGCACGGCCUGUCACCGGAGCUGCUGAGACAGUUGGACACAGCGGUCAUCGAAUCAGUCCUGUGUUCUUCCAUCACAGUCUGGUUUGGUGCUGCUACAAAAAACAACAAACUCCGACUGCAACGGACAAUCAAAACUGCUGAAAAGAUUGUCGGUACCCCCCUACCCACCCUUGAGGACUUGCACGCUGCCAGAUCUAAGACAAGAGCGUGCAAAAUCCUCUCGGACGCUCCACAUCCCGGUCACCGGCUCUUCCAGCUCCUUCCCUCAGCGCUGCAGGAGCACUGUAACACCGAGCAGCCGACAACAGGACUUUCUCAUGGCGACCAAAAUGCUACCUCACAGACAGACCGGUCAGCUGGUGCCAAUGGUGUGUGUGAUGUCAGCGGGAAAGGGGAGGAGCCAGCAACAGAGGGUGCUCGUGAGAAUGGGCAGCAGAGUGAAGCCCAGCUGAAACAAACACAAUUACAUGGCCUGUCAGAGAAGAGCGUAGAGGAGAUUGUAGCUAAGCACUCAGCGCUAGGCUGGUCGGCUGCUCUGUGUCCAAUAACUCACUGCUUUGGAGCAGAGCUGGAGGUCGCCCUGAACACCCAGCAUGAGGAGAAGAGGCUGCUGAGGGAGCAACUGCGCCACCUGGAGGUGACCAAACAGGCUGAACUCUCCAAACUGCAGGAUGAAUUGUCAAAGAUGUCUGACAAGUUAAAGAAGAAACAGGAGAGUUUCCAGCGUCUUCACGCGGAGAAGGAGGUUCUGUACAACGACAGCAGGACAAAGAUUGAGGAGAUCAACCAGAGAAAAGAGGAAGAGCUCAAAUUGAUGAACACGCGAAUCCAUAAGUUUCAGUUGGAUUUAACUGCAGCCAGUCAGGUAACGAUGGAGCUGAGAGAGAAGCUUGAAACCAGUGACAAAGAUCACCAACUGGCUCUGUACGCUCUCAAAGAUCAGGUAGCGAGUCAGAGCGCAGUCAGUCAGGAGCAGGUGGACAACAUCUUGCAGGAGAACGAUGCUCUGAGGACUAACCUAGUGGCUUUAGAACAGAUUCAGACGAGCAAGAUGCAGGAGGUCAACCUGCUGCGCGAGCAGCAGGAGGCGCAGGCGGCCGAACUGCAGCAGAGUCGGGCGCAGCAGGAAAAGCUUUUGGCCCAGAGGGACGACCUGGAUUCACAGCUGCAGGAGUCCAGUUUUGCCAACAGGAAGUUGUUGGAGCAGUUAACAGAAGAAGGACAAGAGAAAGAGAAGCUCCUGAGGGAGUUUGAAGAGAGCAAGAAGACAGCUGAGAAGAGGAAGGCCAUGUUAGAUGACAUGGCCAUUCAGCUAAACCAGGAGAAGUCCAACCACAAGGAGGCGCUGUCAGACCUCAGACUGCAGCACGAGAAGGAGGUCCUUGGCGUGAGGGCUCGCUAUGAGAAGGAACUUCGAGGUCUUCACGAGGAGAAAACCCGCUCUGAGGAGGACAUUCGGCAGCAGCUCCGAGACGAGAAGGCUCGAAGCAAAGAGCUUGAGAGUCUUCAGACCAAAGUGCAAGAACUUCACAGUCAGCUGCAGUCCCUGGAAGAAACCAAAGCAUGGUUUGAACGACGGCUCAAUGAGGCCAAGGAAAACACAGACAAGUUGACGUUGGAACAUCAGGAAGCCGUGAAAACUCUCCAUGAACAACACACACUUGAUCUACAGGCCAAGCAGGCCGAGGUGGAAGUGGUCCACGGGCAGCUGGUUGAUGUCCAGAAUCAGAGAGACGAACACCACAGCACUAUCGUCAAACUCAAACAGGAGAUCAAAGACACAAUGGAUGGACAGAGGAUAUUAGAGAAGAAAGGAAGUGCAGCGUUGAAGGACUUAAAGAGACAGUUGCAGCUGGAGAGAAAGCGAGCAGACAAACUGCAGGAGAGACUUCAAGAAAUUCUAACCAACAGCAAGAGCAGAACAGGCCUCGAGGAACUAGUCCUGUCUGAGAUCAACAGUCCCAGUCGCACUCAGCAGACGGGAGACUCGUCCUCCGUCUCAUCCUUCUCCUACCGAGACAUGAUGAAGGAGUGCCAGAGCGGCGGUCAGAACAAGUCGGGAGGAGGAAGUCCUCAGUGUCAGCGUGCCGCAGAGCUGUCUGAUGACGAGCUAGGAGAACUGUUCCAAAGGCUUGCUGAGGUCCAGCAGGAGAAAUGGAUGCUGGAGGAGAAGGUGAAACAUCUGGAGGUGAGCUGCUCGUCCAUGGCGGAGGACAUCUGCAGGAAGAGUGCCAUCAUCGAGACAUACGUCAUGGAGAGCCGCAGAGAUGUGUCAGGCGGCGCCACAGGUAGUCAUGGCGGAGCUUCUCAGGCCGACCGAGGAGGUCUGGGUUCCGUCUUGAGGGACCUGGUCAAGUCUGGAGAUGAGAAUGUGCGCGAGAUGAACAAGAAGCUGCAGAACAUGUUGGAGGAGCAGCUGACCAAGAACAUGCACCUUCACAAGGACCUGGAGGUUCUGUCCCAGGAAUUAGUCCGUCUCAGUAAAGAACCAGCUCCUGAUGGCAGUUCAGCUGGGUCCGGCUGAAACUACUUCCUGAGUGAUCUUCCAUUCCCAAAAACCUUAAAUGGAAGAUCGGGGUCAGACGAACACCUGGAACUAACUUCUUGUUUAGAACAUUAUUUAAGCCACCCCGGGCUAUGUUUCACUGCCUGAAUGUCUCCAGCCAUCCAUCCAUCCAAAUCAUGCAGGGAAUGGAAAUGUUUCAGCUAAUUGUUCUUAACGAAUGUACUGUAAUCAUACAAAACUCACAUGAUUAAUUUCCACUUGAGCCUGUCUACAACCUGACAACCUCCAUUGCAAUUAAACACUUGCUUUAUUUGUACAGAUCCCUCCCACCCCUUACUGUAUAUGUCAAGAAAAAAUCCUAUUGGAGGCAUCCGGUGUCUUUGCCUUCACAUCAUGUCAGGCUGUGUCUACGCCCUGGGGACAGACCAACAGAUCCUACAUUACAAGCAAUGUCAUUUAGUUUGUGGCUGUGACUAUUUGUCUGUGUAACUGUCGGCAGUCUUUUACUUUCUAUCAAAGCUUAUACUAUAUGAAUGUGGUUGAAAUAUGAAUAUAUUGAAUAUGUAUUUAAAAUGACUUUCCCUUAUUUUUAUCAAUUUGUUAAUAAUGUUUUGUUUGUUUUGAAACUGUUUAACAUCAUACCUGUAAAUAGAGAUGUCUUAAUUGUUGGGCUGAGUCCAUGUCCUGCUUACUCUAUUGGAUAUUAUUUAUACAAGAAAAGAAGUGUUUGAUAUCCGUUUUGCCUUCUCUUUAACACUACAUGGCCCUGAAUCUAGUAUUUCCGGGGCUGUCACAUCCUCUUGACCUCUGUGUUUGGCUCUGACUACGUAAUGGGAGUGCUGGGGUCUGUCUAUGUUCUGGUUCUUGGAAUGUGAUUUCAAAUAGGAAAGAGUAUUUCUAUCAUGAAGCAAAAUAAAAUGAGUGAAAAAAAACA
Phyllopteryx taeniolatus (common seadragon) is the source of this 5008-nucleotide messenger RNA. RefSeq names its product GRIP1 associated protein 1 (gene gripap1). Gene Ontology annotation, molecular function: 2-oxoglutarate-dependent dioxygenase activity; methyltransferase activity. NCBI's taxonomy places the organism in Eukaryota, Metazoa, Chordata, Actinopteri, Syngnathiformes, Syngnathidae. The transcript is spliced from 24 exons. Gene Ontology annotation, biological process: regulation of recycling endosome localization within postsynapse; regulation of neurotransmitter receptor transport, endosome to postsynaptic membrane; neurotransmitter receptor transport, endosome to postsynaptic membrane. The record is from RefSeq and is a predicted model, not a curated record. Gene Ontology annotation, cellular component: postsynaptic recycling endosome; extrinsic component of postsynaptic early endosome membrane; glutamatergic synapse. Bases 805 to 4092 code for a protein of 1095 amino acids.